AUGCAGAACUUUGAUGAUCUUGAUAUAGAGGGACGUAAUCCUUCUCAUUUGUCAGAAGAGGAUAAGGAAAAGGAUGAGUAUGAUCGCAAACGUGUAAUGCGAUGCAGCGUUACCGCCGAAGAUGGUGCACUGAGACCAGUCUACUCCGAGACCGAAGAUGGUGAUAUAUGGUGUCAUAUCUGUAACGUCGCCCUGUUUGGAGCGCACAAGUUGAUAAGUCAUAAUCUGUGUAAUCGUCACAAGAUGAAGCUGGACGAGUGGCCGUAUCCGGUGAUGCUCUGGUCGAAGCGACCCCAGGACGCGGCCAAGAACACGGUCGCCCCGGUGCAGUCCACGACCAUCGGCGACACUCUGGCGCCUGGCGAGCCGGUACCGCCCGGCAUGGAGGAUCAGAUAACGCGGAUAACGUCAAUACAAAUCAGCCUGGACCGGCAUCAGAGCUCGCCGCUCGUCGGCCUCGAGUACCUCCUAGAACUGGUGGACAACGAUUCUUGCGAACCGAGUUACACGUGUGUUUUGUGCGACAAACGCGGCGAUCCGCGUACAGUAAUGGCUCACAUUACCAGUUACAAUCAUCGGAUCACGUAUCUCAACAGACACUUUCCAACUAUAUCGCGAGCGAUCACCGAGUUACCGCGUACCCCGAACUAUAAGCGCGGGGCCAACGAAAUAUCGGUGUUAGUGGCGAAGAGAAUCGAAGAGAAGUUUGGAAGAAUGAAGCCGCAACUGAUCGACAAGGUUCAGUUCGAAAAGAAUAAGAUGCAGUAUAUCAAGAGGGUUUAUCAGGAUGUACAUUUUAGGGAAACGCCAGAGUGUACGUUUAUGGAAGUUUAUGAUGUGCGAUGGGUGACAAAUUUUGAUGAAAAAUUGGCAGAAAUAAAUGGUAAUAAUGUUAGAAAGAAGGUUUUUUAUCAAGAUGCCAUUAUUGCUGAUGAGAAGAUUGAUGACAAAUGUAAAAAGGAAGAUAAGAAAAAGGAAAAAUCUCCUAAAAAAUUAGAAACUACAAAAGGAGAAACUACGAAAUCGGGUUUCAAAAUGCGUAUAUUUAACAAGGACAAGAUAAACCUUCGGAAGACUUCGCCGAAGCCGGAGGAGACCGCGAAAAAGUCGCCCAAACGUCCGUCAGACGAUACAAAAUCAUUGUCGUCGCUCUCGAGCAUAUCCAGCAGUCCGUCUCCGUCUCGCUCGAGGUCUCGUUCGCCGAGUCGAGGCAGAAAGAGGAGCUCCGUCGAGAGAAGCAGCGGCAGGUAUCGCAGCGGCUCGCGAUACUCGCGCGAGCGCGCCCGCGGGCGAUCGCGAUCGCGAUCCCGGUCGCGCUCGCUGCAGCCGCUCCGGGAACGCGACAAGUGGGACAAGUAUCGGGAGCAGAUCAGACGCGCCGAGGAGACCCUGGAUCGCGCCCUGAAGUUUCACGAGAAGAAUCCGGAGAAACAUCCGUCCUAUCCAGACGAGUGGAAAAAGUUUUGGAACAGGCGUUACAAGGAGCUUCAGGCCGAGGGCAACGAUCCGAGCAAGCACGACUUCAAACCGGAGUGGAUCGAGUUCUGGAACAAGAGGAUGCGCGAGAUACACAACGAGCAGCUGCAACAACGAAAGGAAGAGAUCAGGAAGAGGCUGGAGCUGCCCGAGGACAAACCUCCGGAGAAAUGGAUACCACCCAGACGGGAGCGAGAACGUUCCCCGGCGAAACGUAGCAGACAUCGGCUGGAGAGCGAUGACGAGGUGGAGUACGUUGGUACGAAGAUGGUCAAACCCGAGUAUUACGAUCGUCACGAGCUCCGAGAACGAGAGUACAUGUAUUCCACGUAUAGCCGUGGCAGAGGAAGCGUGUACAGCCACAGUUAUCCGCGAACGGCGUCCCGUUCUAGACCAAUAUACUACGCGACCCCGUAUCCGGUGAAGGAGAAGUCUCCCACUCCGCCUGUCGCGGAGGAAAGCUUGUCGGAGGAUUUCGAGGUGGUUAGUCUACUGCGUUUGUUGACGGCGCUCGAGGGUCAGCUGGGUUCUCUCGGUCCUAAGAUAGUGUCGCUUUUGUCGAAAGCCUUGGCAGCCGAGAAAGCGAAGCCAAACUCCGCCGAGGAGCUCCUAUAUGACGAGGAAGUGAGCGUUCUGUUCGAGACUGUGAAGGAGAAGCUGAAGGGUCAACUAUUCGCUGGGAUGGUGGAAAAGAUGGCGAUUACCGCCACCAAAACUGCGAUACAAAACAUCGCCAAGUUGCUGCACAAAGCCUCUGAGGGCAAGAAGAAACUCCUCCUCGAAGAGGAGGAGAAGAAGAAGAACAAGGAACGAGAACUCUUGGAGGCGUCGAAACCCGCAGCAACGUCUAGCUACGUCAACAGAACCAUGUACACGAGACCAGUUGAGAUUCUUGCACCGUCCAUCAAAUCUGAACCGGUCAGUGUCCCGGGGAUCGGUACCAUCGAUAAGGUCGCCAUUGCUCAGCAGAUCGCUACCGCUCUCGUUGCACAGGGUAGAACGAAUGUCUCUCAGGAAGAGCUGGAGACCCUCAUCAACGCUGUGAUAGGCAUGGCCGAAGCGUCCAAGCAUUCCGACAAACCCGUCACCACUGCUGACUUCGUCAAGGGUCUGACCAGCAGUUCCGGUAACGUCGGAGUCGUCGCCGCCGCUGCUGCUCCUCCUCCUCAAGUAGCGGAACCCCCGAAACCGAUCGCGAUCGUCCCCAACGAGCCUUCCUCAAAGAUGGAGGAUUUGUCGGAGCUGGAUCUGAAGGUGAAGCUGCAAAACUUCAAGGAUCUGAACACGCAGGAGCAACACGGUCUCAUCAACUUUGAAAAACUCGAAGCGAGCGAUCCGAGCAGGGUGGAGAAAUUGCGAAACUUCGUCAACCUCGGCGUGGUGUCGACGUCGUCGAAUAAGGCGAAGUCGCCAAGUCCGGAGAUCGUCGAGGCCACGAUUGCCAAGGGCAGGCAAAGGAGCAUCUCCCCGUUUUCCAUUCGCAAGGGAACCCAGAAUCCGACCGAUGACGAGGACAAGUGGAAACCCAAGGUGGACAUGUUUGCGAAUGACGAGGAGGAGGAACAGCAGCAGCAGCAAGCGAAGAAGGAUAACGAUCAAGACAAGAUGAAGACGAAGUUGGACUUGUCCGACGACGACGAUGAUUAUACGUACGAGGAUAUCUACAAGGCGGCGAAUAAGAACGUGAACGAGAACGAGAAGGCCAAGAAGUCUCGCCAGGUCUUCUCCAAAUCCCCCAAUUCCUGGUCACGCUCGCGAUCCCGAUCGCGAUCGCGAUCGCCGCCGCCCAGGCAGAAGGAAAUCACAAAGACGAGCGACCCGAACGCGAUCCUGAACGAGACGAAACGUCUGAUCGCGAACAUCAUGUGCGAGCUGCCCAACAAGUACGUCCCCAAGACGCACAAUAUCGAGACGAUCGAGCCGAUGGCGAAUCCUCCGGUCGAGCAGAUACUUCCGACAACUGCGGGAAGCUUUUACAACCAGAGUUUCGGUCAAUCGCGACCGCAGGGACAGCCAUUGACGGCCUAUCCCAACGUCUCCGGUCAGCAACAGUUCGCCAACUAUCAGCAACCGCAGCAACAAAUGUUUCAACCUAGUAAUUCGGGUUACAUGGACAAUGGUUACAAUUAUCAGGGUUACAACAUGGCUAAUCAGGGCCAGUACGCUGGACCGUCCAAUCAAUAUCCUCAACAGACUUACGGCGCCUAUGUCCCACCUCAAACCAGCCAUCAGCAACCCAACUACGUUCAGCAGCCGCAGGCGCAGCAGUACGACGCUUACAUGCAGCAACCGAGAUUCUACUGAGUGCAGUGUCGAGUGUCUCGUCCUCGUUCCGUAUUUCGCAGAUUUUAUUCGUGUCUCGUCGUCAUCUAUCGCGAACUCGGACGACGACGACAUUUCCCAAUCUCUUAUGCUCUCUUUUUCUCCUUUUUUAUUAUCUGUGCGGGUACUCACAAAUGUAUCUUUCAAUGAAAUGAUUAGAUCGAUCCUAUUUCGAAAAUUAA
Messenger RNA from Nylanderia fulva, 3980 nucleotides. The record is from RefSeq and is a predicted model, not a curated record. NCBI's taxonomy places the organism in Eukaryota, Metazoa, Arthropoda, Insecta, Hymenoptera, Formicidae.